AUGGCAAUCGACGCUUUAGGAAGCUCGAGACGCAACAGUGGUCAACAGAUCGGGGAGAACAGCCCCCCUGCCGCAGCUGAAGGCGGCAACGAAAAAGACGGAGUCGGAGUGGGAAGUAGCAAUGCGUCAGUUCCUACGUUCGAGAUCAGGGAAUACUCGGACUCGGCGAGCGAUGAUGAAAACAACGAUACAGCGGAGGCAAAAGAGAGCGCCGAAACAAAACGAGUCGAAGAUCGAGAAGAGAGCGGAGACGACGACCGGCACCGAACGGCGUCCGACGAAGAACACGAGAUGGAUAUGGCGCAGCAGAAGAAAAACAGACGGGCACGGGCUCAGCCCGGAGCCAAAGGGGGAGGGCGACGAGACACGGGAAGAGGUGGUUGGUUCCAGUUGUUAGGACGGAAGAAGACUCAGUUCGAGCCCGGUGAUCUCGUCGAGGCCGAGUGGGCUGGAACUGGGUGGUGGUACGUGGGGUACAUCGGGUCCGGGUCUGGGGAGCGGGGAGAAGAAUCUACGGGUGGUACGGGUGGUGUACCACAAGCGAAAACUUCGAAACGAAGUAAAGAGUUGUUUCACGUCGUGUUUGAAGACGGCGACGAGGCGGACGUUAUCAGGAGAGACUUGAAGCGACUGCAACCAACAGACCUGGACGUACGCCCAGAGCAAGCAGUGGUGUGA
Molecule: messenger RNA, 678 nt
Organism: Ectocarpus siliculosus
Lineage: Eukaryota; Phaeophyceae; Ectocarpales; Ectocarpaceae
Source: the annotation of a GenBank genome assembly